Molecule: messenger RNA, 2200 nt
Organism: Leptopilina boulardi
Lineage: Eukaryota; Metazoa; Arthropoda; Insecta; Hymenoptera; Figitidae
Gene: daw
Product: growth/differentiation factor 8
Exons: 4
Coding region: 461-1669 (402 amino acids)
Biological process (GO): BMP signaling pathway; SMAD protein signal transduction
Cellular component (GO): extracellular region
Molecular function (GO): cytokine activity; growth factor activity
Source: RefSeq, a predicted model, not a curated record
UGGUCCAUCGCCACACAUCACUUCCAGUCUUCAUCAACGUUCGCGUUAGUGACAACCAGUUUUCCCCCCGAAAGUCAAAAAUCAAAAAAAUCUUUCAUCAUCAAAAUGAAAAUGACAGAAGAAAAACAAUAAACAAAAUCAAAAAUCUCUCAUAGAGAAAGAUAACAGAAAUUGAUAUCACAAGAAAAAAGAAGAACAAAAAUCAAAGAUCAAAGAUCUCAUAAAAGAAGAGUGUAAUUGCAAUGAAAUUUCCUUGAUGAAUAAAUCAUAUUUCCUCUGGCAUUAAAUAAAUUAGUUCAAAUUAAGGUAGUAGUAGUAGCAAUAGUCGGAUGAGUGGAUCAAAUUGGAAUUUAAACGAUUGUGGUGGAGAAAAAUUAUCAUCAACAUUUGAACAUAAUUCGGUGACUUAAUUCGUCGACCUGGCUGAUCGUCGUUUUACAAUAGGGCCUAGGAGAAAAAAAUGCAGCGUUACCUGACGCUUGUGAUUCUUCUCAUUGGCCUGGCCUACAUUGAUGGUGGAUGGCCAGCGAUGAGUAAUCCAUUAAAAAAUGUUUGGUCCACCUUUUAUCCAGAUUCAAAUUCAGACGAUAGUGAAUGCUCCGGUUGUGCACAAAAUAAAAUUUCCAUUAUUGAAUAUGAUCCAAUUCUUACUGAAUUAAGAGUUGAAUAUGUGAAGCAACAGAUUCUCAAAAAAUUGAGACUAUCAAAGCCACCAGAAGUGUCGCUGUCCCUAUCGACCUUGCCGAAGCCACUGAUAAACGGACACGUGCUUGAACUACGACCUGGCGAGCCACUUGAACCAGAAAAACCGGCAGAGAGCUUUUAUGGAAAAACUGAUCAAGUUGUUGUCUUUCCAAAUGAAGGUGAGGCAGACUCAAUCAAAUGUCGACACACAUCAAAUCAUGUGACAGGGUUCAACCCAGCAGCUUGUUUUAGCUUUUAUUUACCAAAUGAAAUGCAAUUCGUCAGUGUCACGUCAGCUGAGCUAUGGUUUUAUAAAGAACAGGAUGCUAACGACAACUUCAAUCAAACUUUCGUUCUUUCUGAAUUGGACCAUUGGGAUCAUGGUGGUAGUUUCGAAAAAAACACCAUAAUGGCCAUUUUGGAAACUAGUAUUGAAGAGGGCUGGGUGAAAACUGACCUCAGUUUCAUAGUGAGGAAAUGGGUGGAAAGAAAGCGGUUGAAUCAUGCGAUUCAAAUAGAAUGUAGUACGUGCGAAAUGGAGAGAAAUGUAGCUCCCGUAUCUAUUGAACAGACUUUAAAACCCUUCCUCGUCAUUCAUACAUCACCCCUACCGCAAAAAAAUCGACCAAAAAGAAACACGAAUUGUCUACCGGAAAUGAAAGAAUGUUGCCGAGAUGAAUUGUACAUUAGUUUUGAAGAUAUUGGAUGGAGUGAUUGGAUUCUUCAUCCAAGUGGAUAUCACGCUUAUUUUUGUCGUGGUUCCUGCUCAUCAGCAGCAUCCCUCACUGUCAGUGGAACACCUUACAACAAUGUCAUCAGAAAAUUGUUGACAAGGUUCAGCGUAUUGCAGAGAAAAAACGAAAUAGUCCCCUGUUGUUCGCCAACUCAACUAUCGCCCAUUCAAUUAUUAUAUAUUGACUCAAAUAAAACCAUAACGCAAAAAACAUUACCCAAUAUGGUAGUGGAGGCAUGUGGAUGUAUGUAAAUCAUUAACGCGUUUAAAUUAUUAUUUUAUCAAAAAAAAAAAAAAAAAAAAAAAAAAAGUUCAUAACGAAUUAAAUGAACGUAAAAAGUUCUCCCAGUUAAUUAAUGGGAAUAUGUCGAUGAAUAAACACAAAAUCGUAUCGAGUCGUCAUAUCGCACAAAUUUCAUUUUUUUUAUUUUAAAGAAAAGAAGAAAAAAAUUUUAUCCUACCUAUACAAAAUAAAAUAUAACGAAACAAUUUCAUAUAUAUUUCUACCAAGAAGAAAAUAAAAGGUGCGAAAUGAUGCCUCAAACCGAAGCAGUAUUUUCUUAGGAAUUACUCAGUUCUUUAUAAUGUGUGCGUGAAUAUAUACUCAUUAUUAAUUUCUUAUUUAAUUUAUGACCUGCGGCUCACAAAAUCUGAGAAUUCUCAAAAAAAAAAAAUAUUUAUUUUAUGAAACAAACACUAAUUAUAUUGUUUAUUAAAAAUAUAUAUAUAUUGUUUUCACCUGGAAACUUAAACGACGUAUAUAUAAAUACUUUGAAUCAAUUA